Molecule: messenger RNA, 10107 nt
Organism: Dunckerocampus dactyliophorus (ringed pipefish)
Lineage: Eukaryota; Metazoa; Chordata; Actinopteri; Syngnathiformes; Syngnathidae
Gene: cpeb2
Product: cytoplasmic polyadenylation element binding protein 2
Exons: 11
Coding region: 487-2274 (595 amino acids)
Biological process (GO): negative regulation of cytoplasmic translation
Cellular component (GO): nucleus; cytoplasm; synapse
Molecular function (GO): ribosome binding; mRNA regulatory element binding translation repressor activity; translation factor activity, RNA binding
Source: RefSeq, a predicted model, not a curated record
GGCGUGAUGCGGUCGUGACGUAGUUCCGUCUGGGACUUUAAUCCUCUGCCGCAGCCGCCGAGUGGAGGAGGGGGGGCACCGGAGCACCGUGAUGAACACCGAGGCUAACGGCUAGCAAGACCCCCCUCUAAAAGAAAAGAUGGGAAAGGGGAAGAUGUCAGACCUCCUUCGGUUCUAAACGAGCUUCUUGUCAAACGUUCGCUUUGGAAGCAAACAGGGCGGGUUCUGCUGCGGGUUCAGCUGCCAGUGCGGCCCGGCUCGUCCUGUCACCAAAACAUGCAGGGGUGUCGGGGGUGACACAUUCUCACACACCCCCGACCACCGAGCAGGAAGAACCGCUACAAAGCCACAGCAGCUCCCCGGCGCCGGAUUACGAGCAUCAGAACCGGCAGAGGAGCUUCGAGCCAGCCCGCCUCUGACCUUCAAGGCGAUCCGUACUCGCUAGAGGAGGACGCCGAUACUUCCGUGAAGCCCCGCACGAUCCCGAUGGACUCCCCCGGAGCCCACCACGUCAACAACGGCAACAUGUUGUCCGGAGGUCUCGGCGCCGCCUUCCCGAACCUCCCCGCUCAGGAGAUGCAGAGCACCGGCGGGGGCUCUCCCUCGCCCUCCCUCCCGGGGUUCGGCACGCCCUGGUCGGUCCAGACCAGCUCGUCGCCCCCUCCGGCGCCCCCUUCCGUGGGCUCCCUCCACGCCGUCAACCAGCUGGCCAGCGCGGAGUCCGACAGCAGCUUCUACGCGGGGAUCCCGUCCUCCAUCAACCCGGCCUUCUUCCAGAGCUUCUCCCCUGUGUCCGCUAAUCCGUGCGCCGGGAUGAACGUGCCGGGCUUCGGCGGCCCCUUCACCGUCCCCCAGCAGCCUCAGCAGAGCCGCAGGUCCCCCAUCAGCCCUCAGAUGCACCCCCAGCAGGGGGCCUUCCUGCAGCAGAGGAACAACUACAACCAAGGCCACCAGCCCGUGGCAAAGACGUCCCCCUGGGGGGGUCACCAGGGGAACGGCUGGAGCUCCGGUGGGGCGUCAUGGGGCUGGGACCACCGCAGGGGUGGCCACGCUUCACCCCUUAAGAAGGCCUUCCAGAGCAACGUCAUCGCCCCGCCCAAGUUCCACCGCGUUGCUGGGUCGCUGGGGCCCAAGUCGUGGACGGAGGAGAACGUGUUCCGCACCGACGGCAACAGCAACGCCUUGUUACCCCUGCAGGAGCGCUCCAGGAUGUACGAGAGUCUCAACAUGCAUUCCCUGGAGAGCUCUCUGAUUGACAUCAUGCGGGCCGAGCAGGAGCCCAUGAAAGCAAGUCGUGUUGGAUGUCCAAACCCAACAGCAGACGGGCUCCUGAUGCUCAACGCCAGGAGCUAUGGGAGACGUCGAGGACGCUCGUCUCUUUUCCCGAUCGAGGACAAUCUCCUGAAUGACGGCCACGGCAACCAGGGUGUCCCAGGAGUGUUGGGCUCCCCCAGCUGCUACCCCCAUCAGAACGGGGAACGCAUAGAGCGCUUUUCCAGGAAGGUGUUUGUGGGCGGGCUGCCGCCUGAUAUAGAUGAAGAUGAAAUAACCUCCAGCUUCCGCCGCUUUGGUCACCUGGUGGUGGACUGGCCACACAAAGCGGAGAGCAAGUCCUACUUUCCCCCCAAAGGAUACGCCUUCCUGCUGUUCCAGGAGGAGACGUCAGUGCAGGCGCUGAUCGAAGCCUGCAUGGAGGAGGACGGCAAGCUCUACCUGUGCGUCUCCAGCCCCACCAUCAAGGAUAAACCCGUGCAAAUUCGUCCAUGGAACCUGAACGACAGUGACUUUGUGAUGGACGGAUCUCAACCCCUGGAUCCCCGCAAGACCAUCUUUGUGGGAGGAGUCCCUCGCCCCCUCAGAGCAAUCGAGUUGGCCAUGAUUAUGGAUCGCCUCUACGGCGGCGUCUGCUACGCGGGGAUCGACACCGACCCAGAGCUCAAGUACCCCAAAGGGGCGGGGCGGGUGGCCUUCUCCAAUCAGCAGAGCUACAUCGCCGCCAUCAGUGCCAGAUUCGUACAGCUGCAGCACGGCGACAUUGACAAGCGGGUGGAGGUGAAGCCAUAUGUGCUGGACGACCAACUGUGCGACGAGUGCCAGGGCGCUCGCUGUGGCGGGAAGUUUGCGCCCUUCUUUUGCGCCAACGUCACCUGCCUGCAGUACUACUGCGAGUUCUGCUGGGCCAACAUCCACUCGCGCGCCGGCCGGGAGUUCCACAAGCCACUGGUCAAAGAGGGUGCAGACCGCCCACGCCAGAUCCACUUUCGCUGGAACUAAGAGGUGCACGGACGGGUCUGCCGAUCAGUAGAAGCCCCUUAACACUCAACAGUGUGUCAUCCAUUCUAGAUAGCGCUUUCGCUUUUGUAGCAGCCACAAGCCUCGUUUCUCCACCACCUUCACGUCUCAGGCUCUGGCGACGACUCCUUUUGUGGUACGGUCAUCUUUUUCUUAAGAGGAGAUUUUCCACAAAAGAAAUUGAGUUUUAUACAUUUUUUGAAAUUAUUAUUUUUGUAUGUGAGAUGAGAGGAAGAUGUUUGUGCAUGAGGGGGGAGGAGCCAGUCUACUAGUGCGCUCGCUGCUAGCCACUCCCAAGUGAGUGUCCAGCAAGGUCGCCUGCCAAGGACACUAACCAAAGGUAGCAAAAAUGAUAGGAAGCAGACAGCUGACACACUUUUAAAAACGCAAAACUACCGACCGUCAGCAUCUUUUACACAUGAAUCCUGAAUCAGAGCCGUAACAGAAGAUGCUUGCCUGUUUAGCAGUCAAGCGGGAUAUUGCUGCAACAGUGUACGCUACAGCGACGCGGCAUCGCGGCAUCCUGCAACUUGAUGAUAGCGCCUGGUGUGACGUCUGAAAUGUAGUGGAACCUCUGUUUUUGUGAAUAAUUCGUUCCCAAAAGUCUGAAGAAAACGGAAACCUACAAAAACAGGCAAUUUUUCUCGUAGGAAAUCAUGUCAAUCCAAUGAACUUGUUCUGGGCACCCAAAAACAUGAACAAAAAUACAUUUUAUACAGAAUAAUUAUAGUUUUACAUGCAAAAACCAUGGCUUCCCGUGGAACUCUCCCAUGGAGCUCUUACAGGAUCGGUUUGUCGCCGAGUGUCAAGAGAAUUGGCAGCUCCAAGUCUGAGUCCAUGGUUCCCGCCCGGAAAAGGGUGGAGUGCCAUCUCCGGGUCGGGGAUGAGAUCGUUCCCCGACCUGUUCAUGAUUGUUCAUGAGUGAGGGAAGGGCGGAACGCGAGAUGACAGGCGGAUUGCAGUGAUGCGGACACUGCAUCUGUCCGUUGUGGGGAGGAGGGAGCUUUUAGUAGCGGGAGCUGAGCCGAGUAGUGACCGAAAGCACAAGAUCCGGUUACAAGCGGCCGAAAUGAGUUUUCUCCAUAGGGUGACUGUGCUCUCCCUUAGAGAUAAGGUGAGAAGCACUGUCAUCAGGGAGGGAGAAACUCUGCAUUGAGAGGAACCAACUCCCGGACGACUCCCUGGCGAGGUGUUCGGGGCACGUCCGACCGACGGGUAGGAGGCCUAGGAGAAGACCCAGAACGGGAGCUUGAUGAAGCAGCCCGGGAGAGAGGGAAGACUGCGCUUCUCUGCUAAGGCUGCUGCCCCUGCAACCCGACCUGGGAUAAGCAGAAGGCGAUGGAUUGAUGGAAAACAAUGCAGAGAAAUUAUAAAUCGAUUGGCUGGAACUUAUUGUCGAUGCGGACGUCUCGUACAUCCUGGCAAGAUGGAAUUCAAUAGUGCCCCAGGACGGGUUAUUUAGAACUCAGCAACGUGUAGGGUGCUUUGUUUGGGUGCGCCUCUUCACGGAACAGUGGAGCACAGGACAAACGGACUAGUUUUUCAGGUGCGAUACGGUCAGAAAACACAGGCAAAACUUUGAAAUCCGAAUCAUUGGAAAACCGGGGCGAGGUUUGGACAGUGACAACAUGUCGGCAGAAGCGAGUAUCAGAUGUUACGCUUCCAACACAGGCGGACUCCCCCCCUCUGUUACGACUCUGACACUACCUCCACUCGACUCGUACUGUGUUUGUGCCGUUUACAGUACAUCCGACUGUGACUGUAAAACACAAGGCGGAAUACCCCUUCUUUCCGUUUAGCGACUAAAGAUGCAAUGAUACCUCUGAACGCUCGGCCCGGUUCCUGCUCACUGUAUUCUUCAACAUUUAUACACAACAAGCUACUUUAGGAACGUUGCUGCUACUGAGAAAUACAAAAUAUAUUCGAGUAGUUGUGUAGAUCAAAUAUUUAAUGCCGUUUAAAAAGCAAACUUGUGUAAAGAAAAAAAGAAAUGCAGUGAUGCACUUCUGACCUCCGAUGCCAGGGUAGGGGGCGCAUGCUUGGAAUCAGCAUGCGGGAAGUGAGGAGCGAUGAAAGAAAAACAACGAAGAAGAAGAAAAGACAAAUCAGCUGUAAGUAGCAUGAACAUGACGGGCGUGGCUUUGAAAACCCGAGCGAGAGAAUAAGAAGAAUUUGGAAAAAGCAGACUUAUUUAUACUUGCAUGCGUUGAUGUUUCUCUGUCGUUCCAGCCGUUGACAACAAAAGCGUGAUUCUGCUGUAGACUUUUAGUGGACGCCGUGGUGGCUUGUGUGGCAACAAAAACAAAAAGCGGUGUUCAGUGGUUGUGUGCGUGCGUGUGUUGUCGUCCAUGUGCCGUGUGCGUGCGUGCGUGUUUGUGUAUAGACCGAGGCUCUGGUUAUUAACCAACAUCGCCCGCGGGGGAGUGUAUUGUUUCCGAUUCUGAAAAUAUUACGGGACAAUCGCUGUUGGAGCUCCGCCCCCGCUGGUCUACCUGCUACUGUACUGUAAGUGUGUCGUCAUGGUUUACCGGUUAACACUUGAUUUACUUCUUGAUAAUUGUUUGUCGACUACUUCCCCUCACUGGACCUCCCUGAUUGCUUUUGAAGAAAAUGUUAUGCACUACUUUUCUAUACCCCCCUCCCACCCCAACCCCCGUCACCGCAAUGGUUCUUAGUCACCCUGAAAUGAUUGAAGUGCAGAUUCUCUUAUUUAUUGUUUGUUCAAGGUGUGUGAAGCUGUUGGUCUUAUGUUGUCUGUAUGAUUGGACAAGGAAUUCGAUGACACGCUGUCGGAACCUGCAGAGAUGUUUACAAGGAUCUUCUAUUCUGUGUACUGUAUCGUUCAAUAUAGUUAGUGGGAGGUGAAAUGGAAAUCCCACGCUCGUGAUUGUUACGUUAUUGAGGUAGCGUGGUGUUAAAAUGAACGUGGGAUCAUCUUUCUUGAUUGACGAUGUCGUCCUGGGUAUUGGCGGAAAAAAACCUGACAGGAAUAUCACGGAUGAGCUGUUUGCAAAAAACGCACACAAUUUCUGCUACAGCAGGGGUGUCCAAAUGUGAAAAAUGAAAGGAUGCAACUUUUAAAAACUGCAUCUCAGCUUUGUCGUAUACAGUAGUCCCUCGUUUAUCACGGUUCCAUGACGAUAAAUGCCUUUCAACGCCGAUCACAAAAGCCGAUCACCUGUGGCUAGCACUAUUGCACCCCCAGCGAUCCUUUCCUGCCCGAACUAACGUCUUGGGCAGUGUCGCCCUCCCACUUUCCCUCAAAACAAAAGCGGUCAUGUCUGCCGUGCCAACACAUCUUGCGGGGCUGAAAAGCUUUCAUACGGAUAUUGUGAGAUUUGGAGGAUCAGUCCGCACCCCUUUAUUUUUUUUAAUUACCUAUUUUUUGGCCCCCCUGGCAGUCAAGGUCACUUGCCCUGACUUUUCCCCUUUAUAAAGCAGCCCUGGCCAAAAGAACUCAUUAUAAAUACAUUGAAAAAUGUAUCAUUAAUCCAUGUGAUGGGUCUGAUCGGAGCAUCCCUAGUCUCAGUGUUAAUAAAUACAAUAUUUUCAUAGAUAGAGCAUACAAAAGCUGUUUAUGACUUUCUAAAUGCGGGUUUUAACAUGACUAGAGCCCCGUAGACAUGAAGUAACACUCCAACAGUCACUUUUACACUCCACCUGCCUUUGUUUACAUCACAUUGCGCAGGCUAUGGGAUCAGUGCAGGGACAUAACAGACGGCCAGUGCUAGCAUAGCAAGCUAAAAUCAAAGUGGAGAAGGAGGACAAAAAAAGACAAAAACUUACCACUUCCACACGGAAUGAGAGGAUUACCUUCUUUUCCACUCGAUCUCAGCCAUUGCAUGUGCGCCACCACCAGUCUCAGGAUACCGCAAUACUACACAUACAGUCACUGGGAGUGAUACUCAAACUGCGAUAUAGCCAGGGAUUACUGCAGGUGAAAAAGCCUUUUAUUAGUAUCAACUUUACUCGCUUCCCCAGUUUUGCUGUCGUUUUUUUUUUUUAUAUGAACUGUUCUUCUCUUAAAAUUAUGACUUUAUUCCCAUAAUAUUUUGACUUUAUUCCUGUAAUAGCUUUACUUUUUCCUCAACCUAAUUUUCCAAAAAACUACAUGUUACAACUUUUAUAAAGUAACCAUUUUUUCUUUAAUAUUUCAAGUCUAUGUUACUACGUUUUUAUGUUACUAACUUUUUUUCUUAAUAUUUUGACGUCAACGAUGUAAAAUGACAGCUAAUUUUCCAAAUAAUUGUACAUUUUCUUCUCGUGAUUAUGACUUUUUGAUUUUGACGUUAUUCUCGGACUAUUAUAACUUUUUCUCCAACGUAAAUUUCCAAAAUGUACAACUUUAUUUGUUGUUCUGUUUGUUUCCCAUAAUAAUAUUACAACGUUAAAAAAAGUAACUUUUUCUUUAAUAUUGCAACUAAAAUGACAUUAUUUUUCCUCAUAAUAUUACAUUAUUCUUGAAGACUAACAAAUUUCCGCUUUUAAUAUUUGGACUUUAUUCUUGUAAAAUUACUACUGUUUUUUUUCCAUUUUUGCUGUUUUCUUGUUAAAUUCUAUUUUUAGAAUGUUCCACGGGCCAAUUAAACAACAGCCGUGGGCAGCAUUCGGCCCUUUUGGACACCCCUGUGCUACACGGACAAUAUUGAGCAAGUCCAGGAACUUUGCAAGUCCAGUAACAACCGUCACCUUUUGUUGUGUCCACCAUCGCGCGCGUUAAUCAUCGUGGGAAGCGCCUUGAACGCCUUCUGUUUAGCAUCUAACCCACAGCACUGCUGAAUAAACCCUGACCAAGUUCAUUAUGUGCUGAUAUCUACAAAUCACACGGUGUCCGAUCAUCACCAUCGUUAUCGCUGAGUGCAAGGUUUUAUUUGCCACAAUUUGUCAUGAACUUAACAUUGUACAGUUGUCUUUUGACGUGACGUGGCGAAAAGUAAGCACGUUCGGAGCGUACCUCAACUUCAAACUUUGACUCCUGUGUCAGUUUUUUUAGUCAGCAGGUUCGGAGAACGUGUCAUGUUCUCGUGACGUCCUGUUGUUGAAUCUCGUCACCUGUAACACUUGACUGGCGUGCUUUUUAUUUCCGUCCUCUGUGCUUUGACUUUGUUCUGUGUGUGUCUGUUUUUGUAAAAGAAAAAUAAAUCAUAUUUAUUUUCACUAUUUUUGUAGACAAAAUAACUAUUUGAUUUUGAUUGUAUUUUUCUAUUUCAAUAUGACCAUUAUACCGUUUAUCCGCCCCCGCCCCGCCCCGCCCCGCCCCGCCCCGCCCCUCCAGUGCUGAAUUAUUUUGUUCCCGGGCAAUACAAAGAAUCCGCUCACAUCCACGAUGUAUUUGAUAUGACUCUUAUUUUCAUACACACUUGACAUUUCACUUGAAGGCGAGGCAAGAGGAAGGUUUUAUUCUAUUCUUGGAAGACACUUGAGAUUCUGCCGCUUUGAAACUUGAAUAUAACACAUUUUGAAAGGCUGACUAACCUCGAAUCUGUGUUGUGAUGUGCAAUACUGUUUCUAAUGUUUGUAUAAAAGUACCAAUUACAGUGUAAACCUUUUUAAGAUGCAGAUUUAUUUUUUUCAUUGCAUAUUUUGCAGAUUUCUGAUCCACAGUGUCAUUUUUUUACUGUCUGGAUGAAAAAAGAAAAAAAAUAAGACCCCGUUUUUUCAUUGCAACUAUUUUUAAACCCAGAUAUCUUUGUACUGAUGUAAAUGAUUGUAGUUAUUUUGGAUAGUGUUUUGCUAACAAAAGGAGAGACUUUUUUCAUGCAUAUUUCUAUUUGAUUUUCACCUUAUAUCAAAUCACCUUUUUAUUUCACCCGAUAAUAGCAGGAUUCCUGGAACUCCUCUUUUGUGUCAUUUGUAUGAUUUUGUAUUUGUAUACGAGAAAACACGAUAUGGUAUGUGUCAUUUUUAAGGAAAAGUGCACUUUCUUUUCAAUUUUGCCCAGCAUCUACAAUACUUAUGUGAGACAUGAACACACGUCUCUUUUCUGUGUGUUCUAAAGAUAUAAAAACAACAAAAAAGAGGCAGCUAAGCCUUCUGAAAAAACCUCCAAAAGCACCAACAACGCUCCAUUUACAUAACGUGACCUGCACGUUAACCGAGCUAUAGCAACAUUGUUAUUAUUAUUGUUGUGAUUGUUACGCCGAACAACUAUGUUACUGGCGUAGUGACACCACGCCGGCUAGCUACUCGCCUUCUCGCGACUAGCUACACCACACACUCGCUCACAAUGCCGAACGCUAACGCCACAUAUUGGUUUUAGUUUUUCAGUUUGGAAAAGUUAACUCUGGGUGUAGCGUUCCUUUCUAUGUUGCUAUGUGAAAUCAAUGCGCCCAGGAAACAAGUUCCGCUAAUGUUUAAAAUGCUCAAAAUAGGGCAAAAUACUGUAAGUGUUACGACAUGCUCACAGCAAGGACAUAAAACCUUGUGGGAGGUUUUUGGUGUUUUAAUGGCGGGCUUUAUAGGCGAAAUAGGUGUGUCCCAUUACAUGCCUCCUCCUAGCUGUUUUUAUAUUUUUAGAACGCACAGAAAAGACAAAAGACGUGUGUUGAUGUCUCACAUAAAGAUUGUGGAUGAUGGGCAAAAUUCCAUUAAAAAAUGCACUUUUCCUUUAAGAUGGCAAUUGCAGAGAAAUGAUUUGAAUUCUUUUAAAGCUAAAUAGUUCUCAUUUUUCCAAAUCAGAGUUUGCGUACAGGCUCUCAAAAGUGGAUGAAGGGGUGUUUGGAUCAUAAUUAUUUCUGAAUGGAUCUUUAAUAUGCUGAAAUGAAUAUGGUGUUUAUUUUUAUUUGGGGUUGUUUUGUAUUGAACUCGUGUGUUGAUUGCAAUCUUUUUUGUUCGUUUCAGUUCACUUCCUAAAUAAAGGCCCGUUCUGUUUGGACACAUCAUGGCAGCUUUUCUUUUGUUACACACAUACGACUGCGCCGGUAGCAGCCUCCUCGAUGGAUGACAAUCAGCCAUGAAUGCGAAGAUAAAUGGAUUGUAGAGACAUGCGGUGGGUAUCGCCAGACUUAGCAAUCGGUUGCCAGUGCGUCUGUAAACCGACGCGAGAGCCUGUGCGUUACUGAGCCUGGGCAUUACUGAAGACAAGUCCAAGAGGUUCUGGCAAACCAUCCGACGCCUCAGAAAGGGGAAGCAGUGCCAGGUCGACACUGUUUACAACGGGGACGGAGGUCUGCUGACCUCAACCGAGGAUAUAGUUGGACGGUGGAAGGAAUACAUUGAGGCUCUUCUCAAUCCCACUGACACAACUUCCAUUGAGGGAGCAGAGUCGGACAUCUUUGUUGACAUGUCGAGUGACUGUCUUGGUUAACACAUCUCUUCAACAUUGCGUGGAAGUUGGGAACUGUGCCAGACCAGGGUGAUGAUCUCCCUAUUCAAGAGGGGUGAGUGGAGGGUGUGUUCCAACUGUAGGGGGAUGACACUCCUCAGCCUCCCUGGGAAAGUCUAUCCCAGGGUGCUGGAGAGAAGGAUCGUCAAACCUAUAGUUAGUCAAACCUCAGCUACAGGAAGUGCAAUGUGGUUUUUGUUUUGGUCAUGCAACACUGGACCAGCUCUACACGCUUGCAAGGGUACUGGAGGUUUGCCCAACCGGUACACAUGUGCUUUGUGGACUCGGAAAAGGCAUUUAACCAUGUCCCUUGUGAUGUCCAUUUGGUCCUUGUACAACAGUUCGCAUUGCCAGCAGUAAGUCGAGGCUAUUCCCAGUGAAUGUUGGUCUCAAGGCUGCCCUUUGUCAGUGAUUCUGUUCAUAAGUUUUAUAGACAGAAUUUUUAGCCACAGCCAAGGCGUUGAGGGGGUCCAGUUUGGGGGCCUUAGGAU